AUGGAUUACCGCCAGGAGCGACGCAUAAUCGCGCUACAGGCAUCCGUUCAAGAAAUUAAAGAGCAACUAAGAUGUCGGUCAGCAGAGGACGGAAUCGGCUACUCGAUCGUCCCUCAGGAUCGAAUCGAGGCUUUGCUGUCUCUCAGGCGCUGGAGUCUUGCAAAGUUCGCUCAAGCAUUAGAGCAAGAACUGUUCGCAGACAACCCUUUGGAGCUACUUAAGGAUAUGGAGGAGAAAAAAAAUGCAGCAGAAAAAAUAGACUUCAUGCAAAAGGUCGUUUUUGAGUACUUCAAUGUAUCGAAGAGCUCGGAGACAAGUGUGUGGCAGACGGUGGAAAAUGCUCUGAACGCCAGAGCUCGCAAUACAGGAGCCCGCAUACAAGCACAAGAGCAUCGUUGA
Molecule: messenger RNA, 399 nt
Organism: Haemonchus placei
Lineage: Eukaryota; Metazoa; Nematoda; Chromadorea; Rhabditida; Trichostrongylidae
Source: the annotation of a GenBank genome assembly